This is a messenger RNA of Elephantulus edwardii (Cape elephant shrew), 664 nucleotides long. RefSeq names its product dnaJ homolog subfamily A member 1-like. Gene Ontology annotation, molecular function: Hsp70 protein binding. Gene Ontology annotation, biological process: protein refolding. The transcript has a single exon. Gene Ontology annotation, cellular component: cytosol; cytoplasm. The coding region runs from base 103 to 567 and encodes 154 amino acids. Lineage: Eukaryota; Metazoa; Chordata; Mammalia; Macroscelidea; Macroscelididae. The record is from RefSeq and is a predicted model, not a curated record.
GGUGAAGGAGACCAAAAGCCAGGACUAGAGCCUGGAGAUAUUAUCAUUGUUUUAGAUCAAAAGGAUCAUGCUGUUUUUACAAGACGAGGAGAAGACCUUUUUAUGUGUAUGGACAUACAGCUGGUUGAAGCAUUGUGUGGCUUCCAAAAGCCAAUAUCCACUCUUGACAACCGAACCAUAGUCAUCACCUCUCAUCCAGGUCAGAUUGUCAAGCAGGAGGAUAUUAAAUGUGUGUUAAAUGAAGGCAUGCCAAUUUAUCAUAGACCAUAUGAAAAAGGGCGCCUAAUCAUUGAAUUUAAGGUUAACUUUCCCGAGAAUGGCUUUCUCUCUCCUGAAAAACUCUCUCUGCUGGAAAAAUGCCUACCUGAGAGGAAAGAGGUCGAAGAGACUGAUGAAAUGGAUCAAGUAGAACUGGCGGACUUUGAUCCAAACCAGGAACGCUGCCACCAUUACAAUGGAGAAGCAUAUGAGGAUGACGACCAUCACCCCAGAGGCGGGGUUCAGGGUCAGACCUCUAAUGGGGCCACUGAGUCCACUGCACUUAAUAUGCAGCAAGUGCAUACGUGAAGGACUGCAAUCAUAAUAUGCUCACUACUUGGCUAUUGUUUUUGUUUUAAUAUUCAACUAUAGUAGUGUUUUAAAGUUAAAUGAAUAAACUCAUAUA